CUGAACGGAGAGCGGAGGUUUUCUCUUUGUGUGUGCGAUUGUGUAUUUGAAAUGUAAUCCGUUUUUUUUCUUUUCUGUAUAGCAGCUGUACACUGCUGUCGUGUACCCGGCCAGGUGCUGGAUGUCUGUGACUAUUUUCUGGUAUUAUGUGGCUGUAUUGUCAUAUGUCACUCUUAAGACAACGUACUCUGUUGACAAGGCCGGAUGCACUGUCAAAUAUCUGUGCUUUUUAAAGAGGGCACAUGUAUAAUUAGCAUUAAUAGAUAUAAUUAUGUUUGUCUGUCCGGUGCAUUUCUACAUGGUUAUGUAAAUCUACAGGAAAUGUCUCAGUAAGUAAUAAGGGCUAGGUUAGGACCCCACUAAGCUGUGACCAGAGUGUGUGUAUCCAGUGCAGCUAGUGUGUGUUAUUUUUUCUUCUUCUUUCCCCCCCCGCUGUGGCGACCCUGCUCUGCUCCCCUCUGGCGGGCUCAGUGUGAGCAGAGCAGCUGAGGAGAGGCACUCACGUGGCUGCCUGGAAAAGAGCAGGCACAUGCUCCCUCCGUCUUCCCCCGCUCCUCACUAUCGCUGUCCUCCUCGCUUGUUUCCCCCCCGUUCCCCUCGGUGUCUCACAGGGACAAACGGAUCCACAUCCAGGUGGCCCUGCUCUGGCUUUUUUCUUUUCAACCUGUUUCACCACAGUGUGUGCACUUUUUCCGUCGUCCCUCCUUCUAUCCUCUCCUCCCCCUGUGUUUGUUUAUGCUCCUCCUCCUCAUCUUGCCUGAUAUUUUUAGAGGCGAAUUACAGAGCACUGCAGGAGAGAGAAAAAAAACAGAGGGGGAGCAGUUUCGGCAACGUGCGUCCCGCUUCCUUGCUUCUCACUUUCAUGAGGAUCUCUUCUUUUCCCUAUAGGACCUCUUUUUUUUCACUCUCUCUAUAUAUAUCUGUGUCCUUCUAUCAUUUGCAACCCUCUCUCCUCUCUGCUUUUCUAUACCACUCAAAUCUAUUACUUGACUCUCCAGUCGUUUUUUUUUUUUUUACUUCAGACUGUGUCGACUGUAGCUUUGAACAUUUCCUCUGAGGGCUUCAUGAGAUUAAUUAGAUAGAGUGCAUACUGUAUGUGUCUUCCUGUUUGGCACAUACACACAGGUUACUUUACCACUGAACAGCCAUCUGUUAGCAUCCCAUAGUCUCUUAUACAUAGAGAUGAAACUGUCUGGCUAGCUAGCUGGGUAUAGUUUGCAUGCCAUGUUGUCAUGUUAUAUAACGGCGCAUACGUAUGUAGAUUUACUGUAUCCGAUAGGAUGCAUCCCAAGUAAAUGUCAUAAUAUGAUUUUUACCUUUUAAUCAAGAAUGUGUCUGUAAAAGGUUUAUUUCAAAAAUGACGCUUUAUUUCAGCUGUGUUUCAGUCCACCUUGAAGGGGGAAAACUCGAUGAAGGAAGAAGUGAUCGUUAUCGGUUCCCCUCGUAAAUUCAUCAAAGGGAGGAUCCAGCUGAAAUCUCACUCUGGUUAUUUGUGAUAUUUUUUUUUGAGCUGCGUUCUGUUCUCCCAGAGACAAUCUGCUUCUUCGGCAAAACGGUGUGACCUAGAGGUCAUCCCAUCACUCAAUACCUCAAUCACUUCAUUUGUUGUCCUUUGUUAUAAACCAGUAGCUGCCACCUGAUAAAGCAGCUUAUUUAUCUACACGGGAUGCAGUGAUUUAUCCGCGCUGGUUUGGCGCUCUCCAGGUACUCGAGUGAACUAGACAAUGAUUCUUGUUUACUCUCAGUAGGUUUUUAUUAGUGCAAAAGUAUUUGUUCCGUUUUAUCUCGUGACUGGCUGCUGGCAAAUGAGACUCCUAAAGAUUAGGAUGAAGCUCUGAUUAUUGUGUCAUGCUUUGCCGUUAUAUUUAUUGGGUUUUUGAGGCAUAUUACUCAGAUUUGAUCUUAACAUGUACUGAAAUUGCAUGAAAUGAAAGCCAAGAUAGAAUAGUUGAGAUGAUGAUUGUGAUCUGAUGGAAACGACGGGAGUGUAAAAGAAAUAUUGGUCAUAGUGAUAAGAAAGAAUCUCAUGAUGUCGAUGUCAGGGGAAAGUCGAUGUCAGGGGAAGCGAGUGUCAACGAGUUUUUGUUUGUUUUGUCACAGUGCACGCUGUGAUUGAGAGCCGGGGGGGGGGUAUUUUUGCAGCAUUACUUGUCAGAAAGAGAGAGGGAGAGAGAGAGAGAGAUUUGGCAGUGGCCCCGAUGUGGGGAUGUUUGCUCUCGAUACGACAUUUGGUGUGACUUAAAUCUGCAUGCAAAACAUCUGCACACAGAUGUGCACACGCAGCCAACAGCAGCAGCUGUAGCAACAGCGAGGCACAGACAGCAAGCUUGAGCUGGAGCUUACUCUCUGCACGUGGCACCACGGACAAGCCUGUUGAUGCUGCCUGACAGUCGGACAGACCGAGUGCCGACUCGCAUACGUAAAUGCCCGUGUGUAUCUUUACACCCGAGUCGUCUGGUCAAUUGUUCAGCUCCUUGAACGUAUUGAUCUUUGCCAAUCGGAGCCAGGCGACUGUGGUGUUUUCUCUGCUUAAUGUCAUGGUCGGAGCUCUGUGGAGUAGCCUUCUGUCUGCCAUUUCUGCUUUUACGUCCCUUUGAGACUGCAGCUUUUUAGCUCAUGCAUGCUGUCAUGCAGACAAACGGAACAUCAAAGACUUUUGGAAACUUGCAACAUCCACCAACAUAUGCACGGAUGCUUCAGAUCCUCACAUAACGCACAUGCACGCCAAACCCCCAGGCGUGUACCAUCCAGUGCCGAGCCACUCAUGGUCUCUCUGGGCUAUUUUAAAACUGACUUCCCAAUUGUAGCUCCCAGGUCUCUGGACCAAGAAGCAUCAUUUCAAUAUGUGAAGUAUUAGAGAGGGAGAGGUUCUACUGCGUUAACUGUAGGUGAGCUGCUGGUCGAUCAGCUGCUCCUCCAGAUUUAAAACGGUAAUCAAAAGUCACGAUUAAAACUAUUUCUACAUGCUCGGAAAACAUGAAUGUCCACAGCUAAGAGUUUGUUUAAGAAUGUACUGGGAGGCUUGGAACCAACAGCAGCCUUACAGAUAAAGCACUGCACCAUCAGACUGGCCCACAACGGACUUCCGAGUUCACAGCAGUAGCCCUGCAGUGAAGAGAAACCGCAGAAUUGUUUCCCUUCUGGCCACUGCAUAUUAACACUCCCUCUCUCUACCCCUGUCCCCUUUUCCCCUUUUCCCCUUUUUUUAUAUAUAUACUGCAUCCUUCCCACAAGCCAUUUGUCUUCGCUGAUUAUGCUCUAUUCCCCGGCACACUCUUCUGCCUGCUCACAAUACAACCGGCUUUUUUUUUUUUCUAUCUUUGGGCUGUGAGGGAAUAUGAUGGAUGAUGCAUUGAUUGGUUUGCAAUGAUUGAUAAAGUCGCUGGAGAAACUUUUGCUUUGCUUGCAUAGCGCUUAAUGAGAAAGGAUUUGUGUCUAAAGUGGUAUUUUGUGUUCGCAUUAAUAAGGACUAAGGAAGGCUGGUUGCAUUAAUCUUAGUAUUAUGACGGGUGCAUUUGCUUCCAGGUUACUUUUAAAGUAUCAGUCAUUCCGUCCAUGACACAUGACAGUCAUGAGUACCCCUCCCUGAUGUAUGUCUGAUGAAAAGGAUUCACGUUUGCAUUCCAUGGUUUCUCAAAUAUAGCUUGUCCAAAAAAACAAAAAAAGUUAAUUUUCAAUUAAGCUUUUUAAAAGCACGACCGGAACCUGCUUCCCUCCCUCCUGUCUUAUAAACUGGCAUGUGUUUAUGUGUACAUGGAAGUAAUUGUUUUAAUCUAAUAUAUUAGUUAUUUGUUGAGUUAACACUUGAGGAAUCCAAACUUAACCUUAUGCACCUGCAGGCUCCCUGUGUUUCAUUAUGCCCGCACAGACAGCUACAUGUGAUCGGUGACAUCAUAAGAGCUGGGAAUGAACUUCUCCCUUUUAGCGCCGAACAAAUAACUGCUAAUGAGAAAUGAAAUAAAUUUAUGCCAUUUCUUAAAUAGGGCUGCAACUAACAAUUAUUCUCAUUAUCGAUUAAUCUGCAGAUGCUUUCCUUUAUCAUUUGAUUAAUCAACAAUGUUUUUGUCUGCAUGACAUUAGGAAAUAGUGAAAAUGGCCAGUAUACGUAAAAGAUAUUUGUAUAGUAGACGUAAAACUAAGUGUUAUGUAAUACACACCUGCUAGACAGGAAAUUGAAAUGAUGUGAAAGAAAAGGUUGAAUUCCUUCACACUGUCAACACUGCGUUUAUUAGUGACACAAAGGGAUAAUAGGUGCACAAAUGAAGCCCAUACAGAGACUUAAAGAUAACACUUUUGAUCAAACAGAAAUAGUUACUGUAGAUCUCACACACAGACACAAGGAAAGAUGUGGAAGUGAUGCUUAGAACUUGACAGCAUCAAAGCGUCCUAUGUGGCCAAUAUUCUGGUAGAGACUAGAAAUAUCAGAGAUGACUGAGAAACUCUCUGUAUCUUUCUUUCAUUUAUGCAUUUUAGGUAAGUAUACAAAACCAGCUUCAAUUUAGAUGUUUAGGAACUACAGGGCUGUGUUAAGAUGCUAAACCGCUUGAAAUUCACUGUAGAAUAUAGUACAGGAUAGGUUGCCUCUAAUAAACGCUGUGAUGAUGGUGAUGGUGGGAAUUCAAUCUGUUCUUUCCCCAACAUAUAUCUAUCUAACUAAAGUGGAAGGAGAGUCUAUUUAUAUGUUUGCGGUUCAGGAACUGCAGCGACUAGUGUGAAGUUGUUUGGAUGAGCGUUUCUCGAGAUGAUAUUCCGGGUGGUGCCGUUUGAAUUUAAAUCGGUGAUGUUUAAUUAUAGCUGCUUUUAAAACAGGUUCUUGGACCCAGAGGUACAGUAGGUCACGGCUUCAAUGAGAACCCAAAAAUUGUUAGAGGCCUAUGUUAGGUUGCCACACAUUGAGGAUAAUUAGGCAGCUUAAUUAAGCCUGGACUAAAUGCUUAAAUCAUGCUCGUGGGAUUGGAUUUAAAUAGUUUUUAGGAAAGCUAACGACACACAGUGGUUUCACUCCGUAUUUGAUUGUUUUUGUACGAUACUGACACACGGCUAUCAACACAAAAAGUUUGUGUCCGGAUCUUUCAAACUAUCUUCCCGAGCGAAAUAGAGAUAUCGUCUGUCAGGGAGCCACCGCUGGCUCCUUUCACUCCGGACAUGUUCACAGCAAAGUGCCCUUAAACUCCGGGGCUUUGUAGAUAACUAAUGGCGUGUGUUAAUGCUUUAUGCUGCAGCAUCAUCACCCCGUUACACACACAAACACACAAACACACACCCUCCUGCAGCUCUCUCGUUGUCCCUCUAGUUGGGAACACUUCAAGUAGCGGUGCACAUGAAUGGCUUGACGGGCUGCCAUGGCAACUGCACGGUCGAGACACAGUCGGUCUUGACGGACAUUUCCGACCCAGCCAGGCGUCGCCACAUUUUAUGUUGCCGUGACAACUCGGUAAACAGCAUGCCUUUCCUCUCAGAAAGAUGGAGAAAUUAGUUGGAGUGUUUAACAUUUGGUGGGGGUGUGUUCGGCUUACAUUUACACCAGAAUGAAUUGGGGGGGGGGGGGGGGGUGGUUGAAAAUGCUCAAGCCUGUCAAGUCUGUCAGUCAUGAGUGAAUCAACAGCAAAGGGCCCACGGCCAUUCAUUACGUACCAUUUCUCUGAGUGCGUGUGGUCAAUUUGACCAUCUGCAUGUCCCCUGGGCGCAACAACAAAGAGAGGAGAGGUCCCUCUAAGUAGGUCAGUUGUUGGUGCGAGGCCGGGCGGGCUUAUCUGAGCACACAGUGGUCCGGCUCAGUGGACCAGCUCCCUUUGUUCCACAGCACGGCUCCGCUCGGCGCUCCCACAGAGGCCGCCAGCAUUGCUGCAGCCCCGGGGUCAAGUCUUUCCAGCAGCACAGCUCAGGGCUCCGUUUGCUUCUUAAUAGAGAUCCAGAGGUGACUGUUGUCAUCUUUAUGUAUGAACAUGUGAAUGGGUCACCUUAACAUUACCUCCCUUAUUUUGUUAGUGAUACAGUUUGUGUGAUAGUUAACAUGUAAAUACUACUGUAGCUGUCAUCUUUUGAUAAGAAGUGCACAUGGAGACACCAGUUAGUUAGCAGUGAGUGUGUAAUGCACCGAAACACUUGUUGGACACCCAGUUGCAGCCAUGUGGAUAAAGCCUUUCACUGUGUGGGUCACCAUUCUCUUUUUUGUAAGAGCUGAUUGACUUGUGGGGAUGUUUGAAAUUAGGCCUCAUCCAACUUCCUUAUAGGUUUUGGAUUACUGAAUCAACAAAAAAGUGAAUACUGAUAAUUUACAUUAUAUACAUACACUAACACAUUAUGUAUAAAAGUAUACAUGUUAAUAUAAUAUAAUGUUCCAAAUGAUACUCAGCUUUCUUAACAUUAUAAUCUAUAUUUUUCACAGCAGACAUGUUGCCUACUUAUAUUAAAGCAUGGCAUAAAAAAACAAACCAGGGUGCAAAGUUUUUAUGCUUGGCUGAGGAGGAAAAGUUGAUCUAUCGAUAACAACAAUGUGCAACAAAGUGCAAUGGAAAGAAACAUGUAAACUACAAACCAUGAUAUACAUGAAGCAUGUGAUGUAUGUGUCACUCAAACUUCCACUGGAGAGAUAAAAAAUAGUGGUUAAGUGUGGAGCGCAUGAGGAGACUGUAACCUUCCACCAGUUGAUACAUGAUGAAACAAACAUGAAACGCACUUUAACUUGCACAUUUUCUGGAAAAGUGGUUCAAUGUUGAGCUACAUUUGGAUGGAAACCUGAUUUGUUUGGGAGUGAGCCAGCAGGCACAAAACCAGAACCCUGAAACUCAAGCAGCUAAAUGGAAUGCGGCCAUUGUUGAUUUUAUUAUUUACACAUGUGCUCUUCCUUCUGUGUCACUACAAAAUGUCUUCGGUGCCAAAAGGCCAAGUUAAAAGUUUUGUUGUUAUGCACCAAUGUUAUGACUAAAACUGCUAUAGAAUAAAAUAUCAGGUUUGGAUAAUUCACUGGGUUUGAACAGACUCCUACAAUACAAUAACACAAUAAUCAGUUUAAUAUGUAACUGCAAUGAAAUUCACAUAGAAAUAGUUUUUCAAGUAGGUUCAUUGGAAGUAUAAAAUAGAUGGUAAUGAUGCACAGUGGAUAAUUCAUAUUGUCUUUUAUGUAUCUCUAUUUAUCGGACCAUAACAAACAACUGAAGCACAGAAUAUGUCAUUUAAUGUUUGGAACGGGGUUCUGCUUGUAAUUAUUUAUUGGAUAUUAACAAGAUACAACAAGCUUUGCAAUAGUUGAACCCAUUUCUUGACACCCUGGUGUCAAUGUACUGCCACAUUGAAAAUAUCGUUAAGUACGUCACACUCGCAUGUCUUCAACACUAAGAACGUUGGCCUUCACUUUUACUUUUUCUGAUUGUAGACUUCUAAUUGAUUUUCAAAGCAAAGCAAGUUGAAUUAUGUGCCGCUGUGCGUCUAUGUGAAACCAUGAUAUGUGUUUACCAGAAACCCCGCUCCAGCUUGUUGUGUGAUUUAGAGGGAGCUAUGGAUGUAAAGUGACCCGAAUGGCGGUGAUGUCAGCCCGUCCAUUCAUGAAGCACAUGAAUAAUUGAGGGAGCAGCAGGUUCAGUGCACCAGCACCAAGUAGAGGUGGAAUGCAAAGUGAAAGCCCCCCCCCCCCUCUCUCUCUCUAUCUAUCUCUUUCUAUCCGCUUGCACAUUCUUCAUAUCUAUUGUCAGUCUGUAGCCGUGAAAUUCUGUGAAACAGGGAGCAGAGAGGAGAGCCUUGCUUGGAUUCUAGCGGAUGCAGUAAUAGCGCUGAUGGUCCAACGGCUGGGAGAGCGGAGGAAGAAAAAGGGGCGAAUAGAAAGGUGCAGGCUGCUGGAGAGAGAAGGAGCUUAUCGGCCUCAAUUCAGACAAAGGAGAAGAAGAGUGAACGAUAGGAAGAGGAAGAAAAAAGACGGAGCCCGCUCUCCAGAGAGAGAGAAACUGUUCUCACCGUCUGCCGGGGAAAUACGUUCUUUUUUUAAUCUCCCUCGGCUGCGUCUGCUUCCUCCUCCUUUUUCCUCCCGGCAUGCUCCAGAACUCGUUCACCCUCCUUACCUAUAUCCCUCAUCCCUCUCUCUCUCUCUCUCUCUCUCUCUCCCCCCCCCUCCUCCUCCUCCUCCAUCUCCUUCCUCCUAUGCCUCAUCCACGGCUCCCGCUGCGUGAAUGACUCCAUUUGAAAAGGGCUGAUCGCUGCGGAGCAGCUCUCUACAUGGCUACGACCAGCACUGCCAGUAACUCAAACAAGAGCACACCCGCCUGCUCACCAGUCCUGCGUAAACGCUCGCGCUCUCCCACACCACAGAGCCAGGAGGGUGAGAACAUGGUGGAGAAGGGUUCAGACCACUCCUCUGACAAAUCCCCCUCCACGCCCGAGCAGGUCGUCCAGAGAACAUACUCGCUGCAGUCAGCAAGAAGCGGGGGGAAGAACUCAAAGUCUCACAAGCGACUUUCCAAAUAUGACAGACUAAACCUGAUUAAAAAGAGCCAAAGCUGGUACAACCAUGAAAGACAACACAUCUUGAGAGUGCUGAGCCCAACAUACAAGCAGCGCAAUGAGGACUUUAGGAAACUCUUCAAGCAGCUCCCUGACACAGAGAGACUCAUUGUGGACUACUCCUGUGCUCUUCAACGGGACAUCCUCCUGCAGGGACGACUCUACCUCUCCGAGAACUGGAUCUGUUUCUACAGCAACAUCUUCCGCUGGGAAACGCUGCUGACAGUGCGGCUAAAGGACAUCUGCUCAAUGACAAAAGAGAAGACUGCCCGCCUCAUUCCCAAUGCCAUCCAGGUCUGCACGGACACCGAGAAGCACUUUUUCAGCUCCUUUGGAGCCAGGGACAGGACUUACAUGAUGAUGUUCAGACUGUGGCAGAAUGCGCUGCUGGACAAGCCCCUGUGCCCCAAAGAACUGUGGCACUUUGUUCAUCAGUGCUAUGGCAACGAGCUGGGCCUAACGAGCGAUGAUGAGGACUAUGUUCCCCCUGAUGAUGACUUCAACACCAUGGGGUUCAGUGAAGAGAUUCCCAACGAAGAGAAUGAGAUCAACAAUGACAACUUGUCUAAGAGCAGCGCUGACGCCAAGCCUGAGGGGAGCCCUCCUCCGCUGCAUAAGAAGAUGGUUCCAAACAGCACCAUGCCCAGCCCAGGCAACCAUGACGCACCCAUCACUUUUGACCUCCCAGCAGAAGAGUAUGCAGACUGCCUACCGGUCAGCGAGCUGCUUGCGCUGCCCCUUUUGGUGGAAGAGAGGAACAUUGAUACCAGCGGGCCUGGUGGUCCUGUCCCCUCACCGUCUCUGGACUUCAAUGACAACGAAGACAUCCCGACUGAGCUCAGUGACUCCUCGGAAACACACGACGAGGGUGAAGUGCAGGCCUUUCAUGAGGAUCUGAAUGGCAGGCAGCACAUCAAUGAGAUCUACAAGUUGAGUGUGGACAAGCUCUACGGGAUCCUCUUCACAGAGUCGGAGUUCAUGAGUGACUUCAUGGAACAGAGGCGAUUCUCAGAUGUGGUGUACCACCCGUGGAAGAAAGAGGAGGCUGGGAACCAGACGAGAGAGAUCAUGUACACCAUCUCGCUGUCCAACCCGCUGGCCCCCAAAACGGCCACAGUCACAGAGACACAGACUCUGUACAAAGCCAGCCAGGAAAGUGAGUGUUACAUCAUCGACGCUGAGGUCAUCACGCAUGACGUGCCCUACCACGAUUACUUCUACACCCUCAACCGCUACAUGCUCACCAGGGUGGCCAAGAACAAAUGUCGGUUACGGGUAUCGACAGAGCUGCGCUACAGGAAGCAGCCGUGGGGGCUGGUGAAAGGCUUCAUAGAGAAAAACUUCUGGAGCGGACUAGAAGAGAACUUCCGCCAUCUAGAGUUGGAGCUGUCCAAGAUGGAGGACUUACUGACCGAGGCCCACCAGCUGUCUCCGAAGGCCAAGGUGGUGAAAAACUCCACGGUGAGGCGGAAGAAGAGGCCACUCCCCCACAUGCGCAGCCAGCAUCUGGACGAGGCGCUCAGCCCCGUUACCACGCCGACAGAUGAGGAAGUGAUUCAGAGGAUCAAACAAGUGGCCGGCUCCACGCAAACCAGACACCGGAGUCCAGAACACCAUCACCUGCCAGGAGGCCUUGCUCUGUACAGCGUCUCCAAAUUGCUGCUCAUCAUCAGCUUUGUGAUCUGUCUAAGCCUGGUCCUGCUGGUGUUCCUCAACAUGAUGCUCUUCUACAAGCUGUGGAUGCUGGAGUAUUCCGCACAAUCCUUAACAACCUGGCAAGGUCUGCGGCUUCAUGAAAGUAAACUGCCUCAGACGCAGAUGGAGUGGGCCCAGCUCCUGGAGGCGCAGCAGCGUUUCCAUGAUGCCGAGCUGCUGAAGUGGAGGGAGAUUAUCAAGUCGUCGGUUGUGCUGCUAGACCAGAUGAAAGACUCGUUAUUGAACCUCCAGCGAGGCAUUGGUUUAAGGGACUACAGCUCCGAGGCUGAGGAGAAGAGAAGUCGAUAUCACUGACACACCGCCAACAAGGCCAUGAGGGCAUGCUGUGCAAUAUACUGUAGGACCUGUUUUGUUUGUGAACCAGUAUGAGGGCAGCAGCUAGACCGACAGAGAGGACAGAGGGGGAGGCGAGACCAACGGUGAGCUGGUCUGAUGGACACAAAGAGGGCAGCCCUUGUCUCCAGCGCACAGAGGUUGAAACCCCCGGGAGGAGGAAAUCACGGACAGAAAGUGCCCCUUUCACACACAGGACUGAGGUGUCCCCAACAUCACUGAGGCAUUGUGGGAAGGUGCUCCUUCGCUACACCUGUGGGAUGAACCGUUUUCUUCUACUCUCUUAUUUCCAAGUGCAUCCUACUGUAAGCCAUGUCGACCAGAGAGUCGCAGAGAGAAAGGAGGAAAACUACUGCAUGCAUUUAGACAACCUAGCUCCCCUCAGUCAGUGUUAAUGUGGUCCAGUUCCAGUCUAUGUGUGUCACAAAAAAAAAAA
This is a messenger RNA of Anarrhichthys ocellatus (wolf-eel), 10978 nucleotides long. RefSeq names its product GRAM domain containing 1Bb (gene gramd1bb). The record is from RefSeq and is a predicted model, not a curated record. Lineage: Eukaryota; Metazoa; Chordata; Actinopteri; Perciformes; Anarhichadidae. Bases 8209 to 10503 code for a protein of 764 amino acids. Gene Ontology annotation, molecular function: cholesterol binding; cholesterol transfer activity. Gene Ontology annotation, cellular component: endoplasmic reticulum membrane; plasma membrane; endoplasmic reticulum-plasma membrane contact site. The transcript is spliced from 22 exons. Gene Ontology annotation, biological process: intracellular sterol transport.